Messenger RNA from Sitophilus oryzae (rice weevil), 2355 nucleotides. Its product is annotated as probable chitinase 2. The record is from RefSeq and is a predicted model, not a curated record. Lineage: Eukaryota; Metazoa; Arthropoda; Insecta; Coleoptera; Curculionidae. The transcript is spliced from 7 exons. Gene Ontology annotation, cellular component: extracellular region. Bases 999 to 2138 code for a protein of 379 amino acids. Gene Ontology annotation, biological process: carbohydrate metabolic process; chitin catabolic process. Gene Ontology annotation, molecular function: chitinase activity; chitin binding.
CUCGUCAAUACUCGUCAUGUAUUCCAAAAUAACCAGAAAUUGACGACAUAAUGACGUCAGAUAAAUGACGCCAAAAUGAUGUAAUAUCAUAUCACGUCAUUUUAACGUGAUUUUCGGGUGAUAUAAUAUGUAUAAGAACAUUAUGAAUUUUUUUAUUGCGUUUUCACGAUAAAAUUAAUGUUUUCUAACUUCGCGCGAUAUAUACCAAAUUCUACUACUCAGUUCGUUCGAUUUUAUCCGUAUAUUUUAACCGAUCAACUACUUUAAUUGAUAUUUGACGUUUUUGGUUUUGAAAAAUUGUGAGGUUAUGAUCGUGGCGUGGGGUCGAGUGGUUUGGAGGGAAAACGGAACGAAAUAAUAAUUAAUACCUGUGAUUAAUACCAAUUUCCCGUCUUCAUGUGGUUUUUGAUUAUGGAAUGGCGAAUGGCGGUAUGAUAUUAAAUAGAUAAACAAAGGACAAAGGAUUAGUAUUGCUGUGACUGUUGAUCUUCGGUGUUAGGUGCUACUAUAUUCUAUAUUCUUGUAGAUAAGUGCAGGGUCAUCUUUCUGGUAAGUAUUAUAAAUUAUAAGUGUAAUAUUUACAAUUUUUUCAAUUUAAUUGGGCAUUAUGUCGUCAAUCAAAGAGUCUCCAUACACUUUUAAGGAAGUACCUAAUGUAAUGAUAUCCUGAGGGCUAUCCAUAUAGUUGUAAAUCAAUACAUUUUAUCUCAAGACGUUUUCUAUACCUAUUUGUUUAUCAUAGAACAAUUCAAUUUAUCAGAUGUAUAAGUAAGUCGAGGUGUAAGUGUAUAUAUUAUCUGACCAACGAAUCUGAAGCUACGGGGCAUCGGUGAUUCCAAUUAUCUCUCCGUCACUAAGUAUACCUAAAUUGGUUACCCCUAAAUUACCUAAUUCUUAAAUUUUUGUGUUUAAUUUGUAUUUUGUUUGGAUUUUUUUUCUAUUUUUGUAGUGUUGGUGUUGGCUUAGAAUAAAUCUGUAGUGUACGUUAUCCAUACAAGAUGACUUAUGUGGGAGUGGAAUUUUUAGACAAUGGUGGAAUAGGUUUGGUCCACUCGUCGUGGCUUACCCCUUUGAAGAAAGAGGCAUUUUGGCCACCUUAUAAAACAUCUAAUCUUUUCAAUAGAGCAAUUUCUACUCCUGAAGAACCUAGUCAGAGUAGUUGGAAAUUAUAUCCUGUUAAACGUUUGUUUUUUGAAUGUGACAGCUUAGAAAAAGCUCAAAAGAAUUUAAAAAAGUGUGAAGAAACAUCAGACAUACAGUCAUCAGAAUCUGACUCAGCCUUGGGCACUAGAAAAAAAUUCAGUGUGAAGAGGUAUUUAUCUGAUUAUUCCACCAGUGAAGGUGAAGAGGAUGAACCACUUUCAAAAUUUCCAAGGCCGCCUACUUUUCCAAAAGUAAAACCUGAUGACUCAAAUUGUCAGAAAACAUUGAAAACCCCAUCAGCUAGGGGUUCCAAUAGUGAUAUUUCUGUAUCCAACAAAAUUACUCCCAAUACCCAAACAUUGAGAGAAAAUUUGAAUGUGUCACAUGAUGUGUCAUCACCAUCACUUAUUGAUGAAGAUCAAGAUAUAACUUUGACACCUUGUAUUCAAUCAACUUUAUCUGACAGUAAUAGAACUGAGACUAGAACCAUAACUGUGUCUGCUAAUGGUUUGGACAAAAUUUUUAAAGAGGUGAGAAAAUUAAGGGAAGAAAUAAAAGAGGUUAAGGGAUUACUUAAACAAACAAGGAACAUAACUACUGUUUCUUGUUUACCUGAUAUUCCAGUGGAAUUUCCUCUGGAAAGUAUUGCUAAUUUGCAAACCUUGGAGGAGUAUCUAAAUUCACAGGAGGACAGUUCCAAUGAUUUGGCUUCAUAUUUUUCAACGCUAGGGGGUAAUGGAAUCCCUGCUCAGGUCAAUAGAAUUUUGAGAAUGGUCAUGUCAGAUUUUUUAGCUACACAUUAUAAUUUUGCCGGGCAACGAAAUAAACAAGCUUUCGGAAACACAAAAUUAGUGAAUGUCAUCAUACGCGCCAUACAGAUUAAAUCUCCAUCUACAACUACAGUGGUUAUUGAGAAUGCAGUAAAAACUUGGUUGAAGCAUGCUAAGCAGAGAAUGGAAAAGAAGCAUAAGCAAGGACAAAAGUUUACUCCUUAAUUUAUUUUAUUAUUACCUAAUAUCCAUGGCAAGAUUUGACGGAAGAUUAUGGUAAGGGAGGAUACCAAAAGAUGACGAAUUUGAGAUUAAGAUAUCCGCAUUUGAAGGUGUCUCUUGCCAUUGGAGGAUGGAAUGAGGGUUCAGCAAAUUAUUCUAAAAUGGUGGCAGACCCUGCAAGGAGAAGUAAAUUCGUCUCUAAUGCAGUGGAUUUCAUCAG